Cynara cardunculus var. scolymus (artichoke) is the source of this 1840-nucleotide messenger RNA. RefSeq names its product vacuolar protein sorting-associated protein 18 homolog. The record is from RefSeq and is a predicted model, not a curated record. Bases 743 to 1651 code for a protein of 302 amino acids. Gene Ontology annotation, molecular function: protein-macromolecule adaptor activity. The transcript is spliced from 6 exons. Gene Ontology annotation, biological process: vacuole organization; endosome organization; organelle fusion. Gene Ontology annotation, cellular component: HOPS complex; endosome. NCBI's taxonomy places the organism in Eukaryota, Viridiplantae, Streptophyta, Magnoliopsida, Asterales, Asteraceae.
UAURCAUUUGGUUUGGUUUAUUUUUUCAGAAAGUUCUGUGUUUARAUAUUUUUUACUCAAACCAUCUUKUUUUAAGACCUUUUAUUCAAAAAWUUAUGUGUACAUGACCCAAGGCAUUCCUUAACAUAACUAUCUUGGCAUUGAAUGACUACCUAUUUUUCGUAAUAUAAUGCUUUUAUGUGAAAAGUAAAAUGAAUAAUACACAUGCAGAGUUUUCUAGCUGUUCAUUAUUUCAUGCAGUUGUCAGCACUUUCCAUGGAGAAAUUCUUACUAAUUUUUUAUGUUAGAGUGUGUCUUGCAAACCUAAAAACUUAUUUAUACAUUGUUACGCUUGUGUUCUGAGUUGGUUUCCAUUAUGUCUUAAUUAUUUUCAUCAACUAGAUUCUUCUUGGUUUUUGGAUGUUCGCCAGUUUUUGUCUGAGGAUAUUGGUUUUUUGCAUUCCCUCUUUUCUAUUGUAACAUCUCUCUCCAGUUAUUGGCCUUAUAAAUUUUCUCUUUGACAUUACUGCCAUAUAUUCUAUCCUGAGUUUGAUAAUGUCCUCCACAUCAUUUUCAAGAUCUAUGAGGAGGUCAAGUAUCUGAAUAAACAAUUAAAACAUGCCUUUGUUUGAUAAAUAAUYAGGAAGAUGACAGUGCCCUUCUGCGAUUCCUACAAUGCAAGUUUGGGAAAGGGMGAUCUAGUGGCCCUGAUUUCUUCUAUGAUCCUAAAUAUGCCUUGCGUCUUUGCCUCAAGGAAAAGCGUAUGCGCGCCUGUGUUCAUAUUUACAGCAUGAUGUUUAUGCAUGAAGAAGCUGUUGCACUUGCUCUUCAGGUUGACCCAGAGCUUGCUAUGGCUGAAGCAGACAAAGUGGAGGAUGAUGAAGACUUGAGGAAGAAACUUUGGCUUAUGGUUGCCAAGCAUGUUGUUGAGCAGGAAAAGGGUACUAAACGAGAGAACAUUAGGAAGGCAAUAGCAUUUCUCAAGGAAACUGAUGGUCUAUUGAAGAUCGAGGAUAUCUUACCUUUUUUUCCAGACUUUGCACUAAUUGAUGACUUCAAGGAAGCAAUUUGUUCAUCUUUAGAGGAUUACAACCAGCAAAUUGAGAAAUUGAAAGAGGAGAUGAAUGAUGCAACACAUGGUGCAGAUAACAUAAGAAAUGAUAUUGGUGCCCUUGCUCAAAGAUAUGCAGUCGUUGACCGUGAUGAGGAAUGCGGGGUUUGCCGGCGGGUUAUUUUGUCUGCGGGUGCGGAUUACCGAAUGGCCAGGGRUUAUACAACGAUAGGGCCAAUGGCCCCUUUCUAUGUCUUCCCUUGCGGACAUGCCUUUCAUGCGCAAUGUCUUGUUGCCCAUGUUACCAAAUGUACUGAUCAAAAUCAAGCUGAGUAUAUACUGGAUCUUCAGAAGCAACUCACUUUAAUGAGUAUCGAACCCAAGGAGGGUGUAAAUGGUGGGAUAAACGGUGAUGACUCCAUCACAAGCGUGGCCCCUGUUGAUAAGAUUCGAUCGCAGUUGGAUGAUGCAAUAGCGAGCGAAUGCCCAUUUUGUGGGGAUCUGAUGAUAAGCGAGAUAUCGAAACCGUUUGUUUUACCAGAAGAAUCGUAUCUUGUGUCUUCAUGGGAGAUCAUGUCAAAGAAUAUGGGAAGCGAGAAGGGCAUUUCUUUUGUUGUAUAGAAACAAACAUGGAGUUGAUGUAUAUUAUACUUUCAUUGUAUUCAUUAAGUUCAUCUCCAAAAAASUAAAGUAUGAUGAGAUGGGUUCGGGUUUGGGUUUUGGUUCGGGUUUGGGUUGUUGAUAUCACUUGUGUUAAUUAAAUCAUCCAAAUUCAUUAUUUUUAAUCUUAAUUAUUGUCAUGUUUUUUUA